This is a messenger RNA of Sinocyclocheilus grahami, 2073 nucleotides long. Its product is annotated as early growth response protein 1-B-like. Gene Ontology annotation, molecular function: RNA polymerase II cis-regulatory region sequence-specific DNA binding; DNA-binding transcription factor activity, RNA polymerase II-specific. Bases 269 to 1333 code for a protein of 354 amino acids. The record is from RefSeq and is a predicted model, not a curated record. Lineage: Eukaryota; Metazoa; Chordata; Actinopteri; Cypriniformes; Cyprinidae. Gene Ontology annotation, biological process: regulation of transcription by RNA polymerase II. The transcript has 2 exons.
GAGGGGAACCCCGUCACAUCCUCUGCCCAUAUUUGGGCAAGAGCCGUCCAGAGACAGCACACGGCGGGGAAUCCUCCUGCAGACGUAGAUGAUCGGUGGGCGGAGCCUCGGCGGAGCCGAAUGAUAUAAAAGCGGGAUGAGGAAUUCCGGUAAACGAAUCGACAGAGACCAGAACCUGAAGCAAGUCUAACUAGAAGGGAAUCCCAAAGCAGGAUUGCCAUUCUGAAAUAAUUCCUUGUGGAUUUUGCGCCAUUUUCCCAUCGACAUCAUGCUGAACACCGUGGACUUCAGCGCUUUGGAUCUGCUUUGCGCUCAAACCCUUCCUCUGGAGGGACAAUCCGCCGUUCAGAAUCAACCUGAUGCUGCUUGCGGUUUGUUGAAGCCCAAAGCGGAGCCGCUGGACGCCGGUUUCCCCGAUUGCUCCAACGAUGGCUUUCCGCCGUCCCCGCUCACCUACACCGGCAGCUUCUACACGGAGACCGGGCCGUGCAGCGCAGACGCGCUUCUCAACAUCCUCGCGGAGAUCGUCGGCAUCUCCGACAACUCUCGCGGAAGCGCGCUGUCGCGGCAGGAGUCGCUGUUGUCCACCGGGAGCUCGCUGGGCUCACCGGAGUCGCUGUGCAACGACUCGUCGGACGAAUUCGCGGAUGUGAACUUCUGCCCGGCGAUCAAGAGCGAGUUUAGCAGCAGCUGUAAUGGUGGCGAUCUGUUCGAAGGCUUCACUUCUCACGAGCCUUCAGACCUGGAUGACAUCAUUGACCUGCUCUCUCCAUUGGGUCCCGAGACCGACUCGGUUUUGGACACGUGGAUCAAGCAAGAGCCGCUGGAACAAGCGAGCGCGCUGAACUUCAUGCCCAACUUCCAGAUCCCCGUCACGGCGCAUGAAAACAGCCUCUACAGGGCCAUCUCGUACCCGUGCGCCACGACCGCGCUCCUGGACUCGCUGCUCGCCACCAACACGCGGAGCGCUAAACCGCGCGCCAGGAAGGGCGCGGCCCGCGAGAAGCCCUUUUCCUGCCCGGUUGAGAACUGCGAGCGCCGCUUCUCCCGCUCCGACGAGCUCACCCGCCACGUCCGCAUCCACACCGGCCACAAGCCCUUCCAGUGCCGCGUCUGCCUGCGCUGCUUCAGCCGCAGCGACCACCUCACCACCCACAUGCGCACGCACACCGGCGAGAAGCCGUUCUCCUGCGACGUGUGCGGGCGUCGCUUCGCGCGCAGCGACGAGAGGAAGCGGCACGGACGGGUGCAUCUCAAGCAACUCGAGAGGAUGCAGCAGAAGACGGAGCUCCUGGCCGCCACGUGCGCGUUUUCCCUCCCCGGACUCGUGUGAGCGCGAGGAGCGUCCUGUUGGUUCCGUUCUACCCGAAGUUUAUGCUCGCGCCGGCUCAUGCGCCAGAGCAGCUCUGCGGUCCGCAAGUGGAAGAGUCUAUAAUAAAGCCUGAAGCGAGCUUGGCAUGCGAGUGAAAGCUUAAAAACUCAUUGUCUGCAAAGCCAGACGUGUUUCAGCACUUCCAGUGGACAGCACCUCAAAGUUUCAGCUGUUGAAGUCGCACAAAACCAUGUUUUUCUACCUGCGCUCGAGAACGUUGAUCACUCAAACCUCAGAUGUUGUUUCUGGAACGUCCUGCAUGUCUUGAUGUGAACGUGUACUUGUUGUUUCACACUGCUGGCAUGCGUCACGCGUUGCAUUUUGAUACAUCACUUUAUAAAGCACACGAAAAGAGCUCUAUAUAUUUGUACGCUAUCGACUGUAAUUUUGUAUCGUCGAUUUUCAAGAGAGUAUACGAAGAAUCUAUCUUAUAGAUUUUCAUAAGUGACUGUAUUCCACUUUCGACAGUAGAAUGUGUUUGGUUGGUUCUUGGGAACCUGAAGCGCUAGAGUAUUUAAAACUUCAACAUCGUAGUUGAGUUGCAGUAGCACACUUGGAUGUGCAGAUUGGCCUCUGGAUUGUCCGGAGGUCGUUUCGAUAUUAUUGUCUUUUUGCCUUUGAAAACUGUUCUCGUGCAAUGACACGCUGUUAAAUGCCUUGUGAAUAUUUGAGGCUACUGAAUGUUUCAAAUAAAACUUUAU